AUGUCUGUCAAUGAACGUUCAGCUUUGAGUGUCGUUUCAGCCAAUACAUUAAACAAAAAACAAGAACACAUUGGAUUCAAACCAACUUUACCAAAUAUCAACUCCCUUAUAUCUGCUAAAACUUUUCCAUCACCAACAUCACCAUCAACAUCAUCUAUCGGAAAACCACAACAUUCUACAAAAUAUGCUAAACAUGCUGAAAAAUUGAAAUACAGAUUACAAUUAGCAUAUUAUAAACUACGCACUGACCAAGUUAAGUUACCAAUUGCUGAAAUCAUUAAAAAAGAAGAAGCUUUUGCUGAAAAACAAGAACAAAAAUCUCAACAAUCACAACCAAAAAUAGCAUCUGUUACACCUUCUUUAACUCGCCAUAUUAGUUUAUUAGCCGCCUCAACCCCAUUACCAGAAUCUUCAAACCCAAAGAAACGGGUUACAUUCAAAAGAUCAGCAACUACUUUAGAGCUACCAAAAACUUCAACUUUCAAACAUACAUCUUCAAAUAAAUCUGCUGCUGCUUUAUCUAGAAUCUCUGAAUACCAGAGACCUGAAAACUUAAGAUCAUUAUCAUCACCACAGUUAAACAAACCAAAUGGUAUUCAUGCUCAUAUUCCUCACCAUCGUUCUUUAAAAAUCGAAGAUUUGGUCAACAAUACAAACAACAACCAAGUUGAUGUUACUCCAAUCAAAGGCCGUACAGAUGACAGUGGUGAUUUAAUUAUGUCAAGUCCAACAAAGAAAAUGUAUUCAUCAACACCAGGUUCUUAUGGGGCUGCUAAAUCUUUGUUACAAUUGUCUUUGAUCAGUUCCAAUUGA
Hansenula ciferrii is the source of this 813-nucleotide messenger RNA. Its product is annotated as Whi5 domain-containing protein. Bases 1 to 813 code for a protein of 270 amino acids. The record is from RefSeq and is a predicted model, not a curated record. NCBI's taxonomy places the organism in Eukaryota, Fungi, Ascomycota, Saccharomycetes, Phaffomycetales, Wickerhamomycetaceae. The transcript has a single exon.